Molecule: messenger RNA, 2391 nt
Organism: Mugil cephalus (flathead mullet)
Lineage: Eukaryota; Metazoa; Chordata; Actinopteri; Mugiliformes; Mugilidae
Gene: cxxc1a
Product: CXXC finger protein 1a
Exons: 13
Coding region: 193-2160 (655 amino acids)
Biological process (GO): positive regulation of DNA-templated transcription
Cellular component (GO): Set1C/COMPASS complex
Molecular function (GO): DNA binding; zinc ion binding
Source: RefSeq, a predicted model, not a curated record
CCAUCGCCGUAAAACCCACAGAAGGAGAAGAAGAAGGAACCCGCAGUAGAAACAAAGAGAAACAAAGAGAUUUAUUUCUGCGGAUUUGGGUCCAAAAUGAGAAAAAAACGUGACAUGUCGAACUAGUGGACCUGUGAACUUCUUCACAUUCUUCUUCUUCAUUUUCUUCUGAUUCUUCCUCUUCUUCGUGUGAUGUCGGAGGCUGGAGGAGGAGGAGGAGGAGGAGGCGGAGGUAAAGAUGGAGGAGGAGGAGGAGGUAAAGAUGGAGGAGGAGGAGGGGGAGGAGGUAAAGAUGGAGGAGGACCAGUUGCCACGGAAACUCGCAACGCUCCCGUUUACUGCGUCUGUCGGAAACCUGACAUCAACUGUUUCAUGAUAGGGUGUGACAGCUGCUCUGAGUGGUUUCAUGGAGGUUGUGUUGGAGUUUCAGAAAAAGCAGCGAAGUCCAUCAGAGUCUGGUACUGUCCCUCCUGCAGAGACAAAGACUCAUCUCUGGAGAUCAAAUUCCGCCCCAAAAAAAACAAAGAGAAGGAGGAGAAAGAGGCGGAGCCAGAGAGAGACGGAGAUGGAAGCUCCACCCCUCAGCUCAAGAUUGACAGGAGGCGGGGCUCACAGAUCAAGCGUUCGGCUCGGAUGUGUGGCGAGUGCGACGCCUGCCUGAGGACGGAGGACUGUGCUCAGUGCGACUUCUGCAAAGACAUGAAGAAGUUUGGAGGUCCCAACAAAAUCCGACAGAAGUGUCGCCUCAGGCAGUGUGAGGUCCGAGCCCGGAAGAUGCUACGGGUCAAGGAGGAGGAGAUGAGUCACAGCGGCAGCAGGGGGCGGAGUCUGAUGAGAAAAGGGGUGGGGCAUCAGACAGAGGAUGAUGAUGAUGAUGAGGAGGAAGAGGAGGAAUGUUUCAGCGAGAGCGAGCUGGAGCUGUACGAGCAGUACAAAGCCGCCGGAUACAGAGACCUGGUGUGGCGCAGCGAGGACGAGGAAGAGGACGAGGAGGAGGACGAGGAGGAGGAGGAGGAGGGGUCUCAGUCUCUGAGGAAGAAGGCGGUGAAGGUGAAACACGUCAAGAGACGAGAGAAGAAGCCGGAAAAGAAGAAGUCUUCGUCCAGUCUGAAAGAGGACGUGAAGCCUCGCCGCCAUAAAGCCAAGCAACGGCACAGGGAACGGACGGGGAGGGGUGGGGCCAGGGAGGUGGGUGGGGCUAGGGAGGUGGGUGGGGCUAGGGAGGUGGGCGGGGCGAAGCAGUGUCUGGGACCAGGAUGCGUGGAACCAGCGAGGUCCAACUCCAAGUACUGCUCCGAGGACUGUGGCAUGAAACUUGCAGCCAACCGUAUCUACGAGAUCGUCCCCCAGAGGGUCCAGCAGUGGCAGCAGAGUCCCUGCGUUGCCGAGGAGAUGGGACGGAGACAGCUGGAGCGAAUCAGGAAGGAGCAGCAGGCGGCGAGACUCCGUCUCCAACAGAUGGAGAGACGUUUCCAGGACCUGGAGGACAUCAUCAGACACGCUAAGGUCCAACAUGUCCAACAGGACGAGGAGGUGGCUGAAGGGGACGGUGAGGACACAGACCUUCAGAUCUUCUGUGUGUCCUGCAGUCAUCCCGUCCAUCCUAAAGUGGCGCUGCGUCACAUGGAGCGAUGCUACGCUAAGUACGAGAGUCAGACAUCGUUUGGUUCCAUGUAUCCAACACGGAUUGAGGGGGCCACCCGGCUGUUCUGUGACGUCUACAACCCUCAGAGUAAGACCUACUGUAAGCGGCUCCAGGUUUUAUGUCCAGAACACUCCAGAGACCCAAAGGUACGUCUCCGCCCCCUCCACGUAACCGGGCGCCCUAGGUCGUCUUCAGGUGUCCGCCUGUGUCCCCAGGUCCCUGCGGACGAGGUGUGCGGCUGUCCACUGGUCCGAGACGUCUUCGAGCCGACGGGGGACUUCUGCCGAGUGUCCAAGAGGAGGUGCAACAAACACUACUGCUGGGAGAAGCUGAGGAGGGCCGAGGUGGACCUGGAGAGAGUCCGCGUGUGGUACAAGCUGGACGAGCUGUUUGAGCAGGAGAGGAACCUGAGGACGGCCAUGACCAACAGAGCUGGACUCCUGGCCCUCAUGCUCCACCAGACCAUCCAGCACGACCCCGGGACCACGGACCUCAGGACGCCCCGGGACAGGUAGACAGAGGACAUGAAGACAGGUGGACAAUGAGCUCCUCCCACCAGCCAAUAAGAGGGAGGGGAGGCGGUUUCCGUGGAGACAUAUGACAAGUUCAUGACAAGACACUAAAUAAAGAGCAUGUCUCUGUCUCUGUCCCUGUCCCUGUCCCUGUUUCUGUCUCUGUUUCUGUCUUUAUUUUCAUAAAGUUUGUGAUUUUAUUCAGUUUUUAUUCAUUAAAACAUUCAAACUUUC